Messenger RNA from Gracilinanus agilis (Agile Gracile Mouse Opossum), 1271 nucleotides. It is a transcript of the gene WIF1, whose product is annotated as WNT inhibitory factor 1. Gene Ontology annotation, cellular component: cell surface; extracellular region. The record is from RefSeq and is a predicted model, not a curated record. Bases 132 to 1271 code for a protein of 379 amino acids. The transcript is spliced from 10 exons. Gene Ontology annotation, molecular function: signaling receptor binding. Gene Ontology annotation, biological process: anatomical structure development. Lineage: Eukaryota; Metazoa; Chordata; Mammalia; Didelphimorphia; Didelphidae.
GCAGCCUGGGUAGAGGGAGCGCUAGAGCGCAGAGAAAUCAACAGGCUCGAGCGAUUGGGGCAGAGAGGGAAGAGUUUCCGCGGGGUCAGAGUCGCAGUGGAAGUACCAACAAUCAAUUCCGCUGACCAGCAAUGGCCAGGGAAAGCUCCCUCCCUUCCCUUCUAGUGCGGCUCUGUAGCAUCCUUCCAUGGCUUUUCGUGCUCCAGACUGAAGCUGGGCCCCAGCAAGAGGACAGCUUGUACAUGUGGAUUGGUGCUCACCAAGCCAGGGUCCUCAUAGGUUUUGAAGAGGAUAUCUUGAUUGUUUCAGAGGGAAAAAUGGCCCCGUUCACUCAUGAUUUCAGAAAGGCUCAACAGAGAAUGCCGGCUAUUCCUGUUAAUAUUCAUUCCAUGAAUUUUACCUGGCAAGCCACAGGAAAAGCUGAAUAUUUCUAUGAAUUUCUAUCCCUCCGGUCUCUGGAUAAAGGCAUCAUGGAUGAUCCCACCAUCAACAUCCCAUUGCUUGGAACAGUUCCCCACAAGGCAUCAGUUGUUCAAGUGGGAUUCCCGUGUCUUGGAAAACAAGAUGGAGUGGCAGCAUUUGAAGUGACAGUGAUCGUAAUGAAUUCUGAAGGCAAUAUCAUCCUCCAAACUCCUCAGAAUGCCAUCUUCUUUAAAACAUGCCAACAAGCUGAAUGCCCAGGAGGGUGCAGAAAUGGAGGCUUUUGUAACGAAAGACGGAUCUGCAAAUGUACUGAUGGAUUCUAUGGGCCACACUGUGAGAAAGCACUCUGCACACCACGAUGCAUGAAUGGCGGACUCUGUGUUACUCCUGGCUUGUGUAUCUGCCCACCAGGAUUCUAUGGUGUAAACUGUGAAAAAGCCAACUGUUCAACAACUUGCUUUAAUGGAGGAACUUGCUUUUACUUAGGAAAGUGUGUUUGCCCACCAGGACUGGAGGGAGACCAGUGUGAGAUAAGCAAAUGCCAGCAAGUCUGUAGAAAUGGUGGGAGAUGUAUUGGGAAAAAUAAAUGCAAGUGUUCCAAAGGCUACCAAGGCGAUCUCUGCUCCAAGCCCAUCUGCGAGCCUGGUUGUGGAACUCACGGGACCUGCCAGGAACCCAAUAAAUGCCAAUGUAGGGAAGGCUGGCACGGACGACACUGUAACAAAAGGUAUGGAGCCAGCCUCAUGCAUGCCCUAAAGCCACCAGGCACCAAGCACAGACAGCACACGCCUUUGCUUAAAAAGGCCGAAGAGAGGCAUGUUCCACCUGAAUCCAAUUACAUCUGGUGA